Molecule: messenger RNA, 1690 nt
Organism: Argentina anserina (silverweed cinquefoil)
Lineage: Eukaryota; Viridiplantae; Streptophyta; Magnoliopsida; Rosales; Rosaceae
Product: protein SICKLE
Exons: 3
Coding region: 108-1310 (400 amino acids)
Biological process (GO): mRNA splicing, via spliceosome; miRNA processing
Source: RefSeq, a predicted model, not a curated record
UCUCUCUCUCUCUCUCUCUCUCUCUCUCUCUCUCUCUCUAAACCCAACGACGAUCAAGCUCAACUACUUGGCCUCGAAAUCCAUCAGUCGCAAACUCUUCAGGUUAGAUGGAGACAUCGGAGAAUAGAAGGGAACGACUUAAAGCAAUGCGCCUGGAAGCUGAAUCUUCUCACAAUGAUACAACUGCAGAUGUACCGGGAUUCCUUUCUAAUCCACUGGCUGAUGGUAAUGUGGUGCAGGAGGAGCCCUGCUCUCCUUCUAGGUUUGGUUUUUAUACCGACCCUAUGGCAGGCUUCUCUACAGACACUAAACGGUGUAAAGUUGGUGAUCAGAUUGCAUCGACUAGUUUCAAGCAUUCAGAUGCUAGUGGUCUUCCUAUGCCAAGGUUUCCUCCACCUAAUUUAGGAAGACCAAGGAAUCCUGAAAUGCCUCCUCCCUCUCAUCAGUUUCAGAGCCAUUACACACCAGACCAGAGAAUGUACCAACAAAACUUUGUUCCCCAAAGAACUCCUGCAGGAAUGGUGAGACCUCUUGCCAUGCAUCAUGGAAAUCCACCUGAUGUCUGGAAUGGAGCUGAAGGUCAGGCAAGUUAUAAUUUCCCUUCUGAUCUGUCAAGCAGAUUUCCUAGCCCUGGAUACAGACCACCAGGUAGCCCGGGAUACGAACCACCAGGAAGCCCCGGCUACAGACCCCCACGAAACCCUGGAUUUGGGCCACUAGGAAACCGGGGGUCUGGGCCACCAGGAAGCCCCGGAUUCAGGCCACUGGGAAGCCCUGCAUUUCGACCACCGGGAAGCCCUGGAUUUCGACCACCGGGAAGCCCUGGAUUUCGACCACCAGGAAGCCCGGGAUUUAGGCCACCAGGAAGCCCCGGCUAUGGACCCCCUGCAAGUGCUGGAUAUAGUUCCCAUAGUCUGCAAGGUAGGGGACACUUGGUCAGUCAUGGUCAAAUCCCUUAUGGAGUACAUGGAGGUAGUCAUAGUCCUAGUUCAAGUUCAGGUAGAGGUAGGGGACGCCAUGGUUCAGGAUCAGAUAGAGGUGGACGUGAGCUGCAUUCUCAUGAUCGUCCAUUCGAUCCAAAACGCUUCUACAAUGCUUCCAUGGUUGAAGAUCCAUGGAAAGGUUUGGCACCUGUUACAUGGACUGCUUCACCACCUCUUAUCCAGAAGUUUUUAGAUACUCCCUCCAAUGGCAACAAAAAUAAAGCAAGCAUUUCAGAAUAUUCAAACAAGUCCACUCCACAGCCAAACUUGGCAGAAUUCUUGGCUGCCUCAUUCAAAGAAACUAUUGAUGAGGCACCAAAAUCAUAGCAGUUGACCCUGAGUUCCAGGAACGCUAGAAUGCACCUCUCAGAAGGGCUGAACAAAUGCAAAACUAGCCACAGGAUAUACUGCAAUCCACUCUCCCACAGGAUCAGAUUUCUCACCUUGUUGUGGACAAGUGAAUGGAUCAUUUGAUGGACCAGGAGGCUUGUAAUUUUUGCUUAGAGAACUAACUGCUAGCUUCUGGAACUUGUUGUAACAUGGCGUGCUAGUAUUUUAGAUGGCAUGCUUUUUCAGUCGAGGUUGUAAUGAAUGGGCAGUUUGUGUUCUCAGUUUUCUCUUUUAUGCUUAACAUUGUACUGGUAAAACCUAGUUGCGCAUUUGCUACCUUAGAAGUUAAGGGAAACUGGUUCCUAUAUUCUGAAUAA